CGCGCGGGCGGCGGGCACCUCGGUCCCGGCUGCUGCGGACCCUGAGCGGACGGAGGCGGCUGGCCGCGGCAGCUGAGGCAGCGCGACGCGGACCAGGUGGAGGGAGGGGCCGCCGGUGCACACCCGCCCGCCAUGAAGCCCCCCGCAGCCUGUGCAGGAGAUGCCCUGGACACAGCGGCCCCGUGCUCCGUGGUGAACUACCUAAGAUGGGACCUGAGCGCCCAGCAAAUAGGGGAGCUCACUGUGGAGCUCAUUGAGCAAACUAAGCGUGUAUAUGACCAGGUGGGCUCCCAGAAGUUUGAAGACGUGUCCUAUGAGAGUACCCUCAAGGCGCUGGCUGAUGUGGAGGUGUCCUACACAGUUCAGAGGAAUAUCCUUGACUUCCCGCAGCACGUUUCUCCAUCUAAGGACAUUCGGAUGGCCAGCACAGAGGCGGACAAAAAGCUGUCUGAGUUUGAUGUGGAGAUGAGCAUGAGGCAGGAUGUGUAUCAGAGGAUUGUCUGGCUGCAGGAGAAAGUUCAGAAGGACUCGCUGAGGCCAGAGGCCAUGCGGUACCUGGAGCGACUGAUCAAGCUGGGCAGGAGGAACGGGCUGCACCUGCCCGAGGACACUCAGCAAAAAAUCAAGAACAUUAAGAAGAAGCUGAGCCUUCUGUGCAUCGACUUCAACAAGAACCUGAACGAGGACACGACCUUCCUGCCACUCACGCGAGAAGAGCUGGGAGGCCUCCCGGAGGACUUUUUGAACUCGCUGGAGAAGGCUGGGGAUGACAAGUUGAAAGUCACCCUCAAGUACCCACAUUAUUUUCCCCUCCUGAAGAAAUGCCACGUGCCUGAGACCAGGAGGAAGGUGGAGGAGGCCUUCAACUGUCGCUGCAAGCAGUGGCGUUGCUGGGGCUUGAGCUGGGGUCUGCAGACGCGCCCUCCCCUUUUCUGUGUCUUGUGUGGUGGCCUGGGCCCUCUAACUGCGGCCUGGGGCGUGUCUUCAGUGCACAGACAUCCAUUCCCACACAGACGCUUGUGUUUGUGUCCACGCCGCGGUGUGGCCUCGCUUCUGGAGAAUUGUGCGAUCCUCAGAGAGCUGGUGACCCUCCGGGCCCAGAAGUCCAGCCUGCUGGGAUUCAGCACGCAUGCCGACUACGUCCUGGAGAUGAACAUGGCUAAGAGCAGCCAGGUGGUGGCCACUUUCCUAGAUGAGCUGGCCCGGAAGCUGAAGCCCCUGGGGGAGCAGGAGCGGGCCGUGAUCCUGGAGCUGAAGAAGGCCGAGUGCGAGAAGCGGGGCCUGGACUUCGACGGGCGCAUCAACGCCUGGGACAUGCGCUACUACAUGAACCAGGUGGAGGAGACCCACUACAGUGUGGACCAGAACCUGCUCAAGGAGUAUUUCCCCAUGCAGGUGGUCACCAAGGGCUUGCUCAGCAUCUACCAGGAGCUGCUGGGGCUGACCUUCGACCUGGAGGAGAGCGCCACCGUGUGGCACGAGGACGUGAAGCUGUACUCUGUGAGGGACUCGGCCUCAGGGAAGGUCAUUGGGAAAUUCUACCUGGACCUCUACCCAAGGGAAGGGAAAUACGGGCACGCGGCUUGCUUCGGCUUGCAGCCAGGUUGCCUGCGGCACGAUGGGACCCGUCAGAUCGCCAUCGCGGCCAUGGUGGCCAACUUCACCAAGCCUACCCCGGAUGCCCCCUCCCUGCUGCAGCACGACGAGGUGGAGACCUACUUCCACGAGUUCGGGCACGUGAUGCACCAGCUCUGCUCUCAGGCGGAGUUUGCCAUGUUUAGUGGGACACACGUGGAGCGGGACUUCGUGGAGGCACCUUCUCAGAUGCUGGAGAACUGGGUGUGGGAGAAGGAGCCGCUGCUCAGGAUGUCCCAGCACUACAAGACGGGCAGCGCCAUCCCCCAGGAGCUGCUGGAGAAGCUCAUCCAGUCUCGGCAGGCCAACACAGGUCUCUUCAACCUGCGCCAGAUCGUGCUGGCCAAGGUGGAUCAGGCCCUGCACAGCCAGAUGGCUGCAGACCCCGCGGAGGAGUACGCCCGCCUCUGCCAGGAGAUCCUCGGGGUCCCAGCCACGCCAGGGACCAACAUGCCUGCGACCUUCGGCCACCUGGCAGGUGGCUAUGAUGCCCAGUACUACGGCUACUUGUGGAGCGAGGUGUACUCCAUGGACAUGUUCCACACGCGCUUCAAGCAGGAGGGCAUCCUCAACAGCAAGCAGGUUGGCAUGGACUACAGAAGCUGCAUCCUGAGGCCCGGUGGUUCCCAGGAUGCCAGCGUCAUGCUGAAGCUCUUCCUGGGCCGAGACCCCAAGCAGGACGCCUUCCUCCUGAGCAAAGGCCUGCAGGUGGACAGCAGCGAGCCACCAGCCUGCUGACGCACCAGAGCCCUGCCAGCCCGGGCCCCAGCCCCACCCCGGCUCCUGCCGCCCUGUUGCUUUAGCCCCCAGUCGGGAAACGGGGCGGCCUGCAGCUCAGGACGGGGGGGGGGGGCAGGGUGAGGAGAGGGGGUGUUCAUUCCUCCUGUCCAGUCUCCUCGGUGGUCGGCCUGGGCUGGUGGGGUCUUAUCCUCGAGAUGCCUGGGAAACUUUGUGUCCAGUCAGGCCCGCCGAUUUGUUGCACUAAUCCAUCCCCUUCUUGGGAAGUUUUCUGAGUGAAAAGACGGUGGUUCUUUGAAAU
Molecule: messenger RNA, 2674 nt
Organism: Zalophus californianus (California sea lion)
Lineage: Eukaryota; Metazoa; Chordata; Mammalia; Carnivora; Otariidae
Gene: THOP1
Product: thimet oligopeptidase 1
Exons: 14
Coding region: 133-2373 (746 amino acids)
Biological process (GO): peptide metabolic process; proteolysis
Cellular component (GO): mitochondrial intermembrane space
Molecular function (GO): metalloendopeptidase activity
Source: RefSeq, a predicted model, not a curated record